AUGUUGAAGCUUGUUCCAUUUGCCCUUCUUGUGUGCUCUGUUAGCGCAGUAAGGUUCUAUGGCCAUGCCACUCCGGCACACAUUGGCACCAGCCAUUUGCAACAUUUGUACGAGAUCCUUGAGGAUGAGCUUCAAUACGACUCUAUGUUUUUCUCCAAGGACCUCCAGAGUCAGAAUGGCUCCGAUUUCCUUGCAAAGGAACUUGGUGUCACCGGUAUGACCCUGAUGGAGUACUUCGCCGAAGAAGACGAAGAGCAGCUCCCUACAAGCGCCACCAUUCUGCCCGCCGCGCAUGUCACACCGUCUACCUCCAUCAGCGGCAGGGACACAGUUGAUCAACUUCGCUGCUCCCACAACGCCGUUGAAGACAAAAUCAGCCCGGGCAACCAAAAGCAUAUUUGCAACUUUGUCUCGGCUUUUGCAGCAAUCCCUGCUGGAGCCAUAGCCAUGAUUGUAAACUCACGCCAGUGUAACGAAGCAACCUCAGGCGCAGCCGUUGCAUGCAAGACAGUUGUUCUGAUAACUGGUGUUACUGGAACGACCUGGUCGGCCAAUGAAGCGAACCAAUUCUGUUUGGACAAACUAUCCGCCAAUGAUAAGCAAUGCUCCAGUCAGGGUCUUUCUGCUUCCCAAGACAAGGCGAGUAUGACAGUGCGAAACACCCAAACCGGCCCCACGUGCGAAAAUUACGACCAUUGUCAAGAGUUCAAUGCUUGA
Penicillium antarcticum is the source of this 717-nucleotide messenger RNA. RefSeq lists its product as uncharacterized. The coding region runs from base 1 to 717 and encodes 238 amino acids. The record is from RefSeq and is a predicted model, not a curated record. The transcript has a single exon. NCBI's taxonomy places the organism in Eukaryota, Fungi, Ascomycota, Eurotiomycetes, Eurotiales, Aspergillaceae.